This is a messenger RNA of Sphaeroforma arctica JP610, 236 nucleotides long. RefSeq lists its product as hypothetical. NCBI's taxonomy places the organism in Eukaryota, Ichthyosporea, Ichthyophonida. The record is from RefSeq and is a predicted model, not a curated record. The transcript has a single exon. The annotation marks the transcript as partial.
AUGGGGGCACUGCCAUUUUCCGCAAGGGCGAUGCGGCGCGCGCUCAUCGCCUUAGCGCUGAUAGCGUUAUGUAUAUCGUACUCAAAGAUGCACGAGAAGUCCGAUGCGAUCCAUAUGAAUUCAAAGAGAUCAACGUUAACAGAAAGAGAAAAUAGAUCAACUGGUGGUCGAGAAAUAGCCGGCAGAAAAGAAAAUGUUUCAGAUACGACGACACCUAUGAUAUUAGGAGAUGCAAG